Molecule: messenger RNA, 1836 nt
Organism: Symbiodinium pilosum
Lineage: Eukaryota; Dinophyceae; Suessiales; Symbiodiniaceae
Source: the annotation of a GenBank genome assembly
AUGAAUUCGGGUGUCCGAGCCAUUUCCGGCAACCUGAGGGACAGAAGCCGCAGCCGCGAUGGGAACCGCAAGGAUAGUCGCAGCCCCAGCAGGAGCAGGAGCCGCUCUCGGAACAAGAAGCCCGAGGACCAUGGCGUUGAUACCAUGAAGAUCACGGAUGACGAUGCCGCCUUCAUCUUGGGCAAAGGCGGCAGGACCAAGGAGAAGAUUUCCAAAGUCUCAGGUGCAGAGAUCGAGCUCUUCGAGCGCGACCUGAUUUUGGAGAUCCGUGGUCCGAAGCUGAACAGGCGACGUGCCAAGAAGUAUUGCAAGGGCGUGAUGGACCAGCGGACUGGCCCAGUCAACGUCACCCAGGAUGAUGACGAUGACGACCUGACAAUGAUCAACGUCCCGCAAGAGGCUGUUGGUUUUGUCACUGGAAGGGCUGGCAACUUCCUGCGCACCAUCGAAGAGGAGUGGAAUACCUUAAUGUUUUUCUGCGAAGUGGACGGGUCACGCGGCCGUGGGAAGGAUUAUGAAAAGCUUGCCAUCUUUGGCACUGUCCGUGCUCGUCGUGGUGCAGAGCUUAAGGUCCUCAGUGCCGUGGAGACAAAGGUGCCUGGCUACUUUGACAAGAUUCGCCACGAGGUCGUCGAUCGUGACAAGGGCAAGGGUGAGGAUGGCACCUGGGGGACUGACACGAUGACCUUCCAAGAUGACGAGCUGUCCUAUGCCCUGGGAAAGCAAGGCGGAACGAGGAAAAAGCUUGAGAAGGCGUCCGGAGCAGUUGUACAAUACGUGGGGCAGGUGGCUCUCUUCUCUGGCGAGAAGCAUCUCCGCAAAAAAGCCAAGGAGUACAUGAAGUGGCUCUUCGAUCAGCUGGAGGGUCCAGUUUAUGUGAACGGCUGGGAAGAGCGUGACGACUGCACCGUUGUAGACGUCCCCAGCGAGUGCAUCGGGUAUGUUACCGGUGCUCGACGAGCAGCGCUGGGCAACAUGGAGGAGGAGUGGGGUACGCUCAUGUUCUUCAUGAACAAGGAAGCUCAGAACGGCGGCGGCAAGGGAGCUCGAGGAGGUCGUGGCACUUCGGAGCAGCUGGCGAUCUUUGGCGCCCGCCGAGCGCGGCGGGGAGCAGAGCUCAAGAUCAUGAGCGCUGUGGAGACCAAGAGCCCGGGCGUGUUCACACGCGGCGUUCGUGAAAAAUUCAGCUCUGAGAGGGGCUUUGCGACGGACCGCUUCGUGCUGAAGGAUGAUGAGCUGAGCUAUGCGUUGGGAAAGGAGGGUGCAACGCGAAAGAAGCUGGAGCUGGCAUCUGGGUCAAUCCUUCAGUACGUCGGGCAUGUGGCUUUCAUUGCCGGUGACCUGAAGGAACGAAAGCGAUGCAAACAGUUCAUUGACUGGCUGCUAGCUCAGCGCCGUGGGUCGGUCACCGUCUCUGACGUUGCUGAUCGGGAGGACUGCACAGAGAUGCACAUUCCCGAGAACUGCAAAGGCUGGGUGACGGGCAACCGUGGCAGCGAGCUUCGCCGUGUUGAGCAGGCAACGGGCACCUUCAUGUUCAUGGCCCUGGAUCGGCACGGGGAGGAGCGAUUGCUUAUCUUCAGUGCCAAUGGUGGAUCAAAGACUGCUGACGGCGGUCGUAUGCACGCCGAGCGUCUCAUCAAUGAGAUGGUGCAGGAGAAGCUCCGCGGAGACUCCCGCGGCCGGAGCCGCUCAGAUUCCCGGCGGAGGGGUGGCGGUCGCCGCGACUCUCGGCGAAGGUCCAACAGCCGUCGUCGUUCUCCCAGCCGUCGCCGUGAUUCGCGGUCCCGGCCGGGGGCUAUGGGCUGGAAAGGGCACUUACAACAAUCACAAUGA